Molecule: messenger RNA, 1005 nt
Organism: Aspergillus mulundensis
Lineage: Eukaryota; Fungi; Ascomycota; Eurotiomycetes; Eurotiales; Aspergillaceae
Gene: akr1
Product: putative aldehyde reductase (AKR1)
Exons: 4
Coding region: 1-1005 (334 amino acids)
Cellular component (GO): cytosol
Molecular function (GO): aldose reductase (NADPH) activity
Source: RefSeq, a predicted model, not a curated record
AUGUCUCUCGGCAAGAAGGUCACUCUCAACACCGGUGCCCAGAUCCCCCAGCUGGGAUUCGGUACCUGGCAGUCCGCCCCCGGCCAGGUCGGCGAGGCCGUCUACCAGGCUCUGAAGGUCGGCUACCGUCACCUUGACUUGGCCACCAUCUACCAAAACCAGCGCGAGGUUGCCGAGGGUAUCAAGCGCGCCUACAAGGACGUCCCCGGCCUCAAGCGUGAGGACAUCUUCAUCACAUCCAAGCUCUGGAACACCCAGCACGACCCCGCCGUUGUCGAGAAGGCCCUGGAUGAGUGUCUUGCCGAGCUCGAGCUCGACUACCUCGACCUGUACCUUGUCCACUGGCCCGUCGCCUUCAAGACCGGCGAGAACUACUUCCCCCUCGAGGAGAGCAGCAGCCACCCCGACGGCGAUGUCCUUAUCGAGGACAACAUCUCCAUUGUCGACACCUGGAAGGCCAUGACCAAGCUCCCCAAGGAGAAGGCCCGCGCCGUCGGUGUCUCCAACCACACUGUCGAGCACCUCGAGGCCAUCAUCAACGCCACCGGCGUCGUCCCCGCUGCCAACCAGAUCGAGCGUCACCCCGUCCUCCAGAGCAACGACCUGAUCGAGUACGCUGCUAAGAAGAACAUCCACAUCACUGCUUACUCCGCCUUCGGCAACAACAUGUUCAACAUCCCCCUCCUCGUCGCUCACCCCGACGUCAAGGCCGUCGCCGACGAGGCCUCCAAGCGCCUCGGCAAGACUGUCACCCCCGCCCAGGUUAUCCUCAACUGGUCUCAGGAGGGUGGCCACUCCGUCAUCCCCAAGUCCGUUACUGCCUCGCGCAUUGCCGAGAACUUCCAGGAGGUCGAGCUCACCAAGGAGGAGAUCGCCAAGGUCUCCAAGCUCGGCGAGAACCGCCGCCGCUACAACACCCCUUACGUGGCUAACAAGCCUCGCUGGAACAUCAACAUCUUCAAUGAGGAGGAUGAGAAGCCUGCUGGCCACAAGGUCAUUGUUUAG